Molecule: messenger RNA, 862 nt
Organism: Jaculus jaculus (lesser Egyptian jerboa)
Lineage: Eukaryota; Metazoa; Chordata; Mammalia; Rodentia; Dipodidae
Gene: Gjc3
Product: gap junction protein gamma 3
Exons: 2
Coding region: 1-798 (265 amino acids)
Biological process (GO): cell communication
Cellular component (GO): connexin complex
Source: RefSeq, a predicted model, not a curated record
AUGUGCGGCAGGUUCCUGAGGCAGCUGCUGGCCGAGGAGAGGCGGCAUUCCACCCCCGUGGGGCGCCUCCUGCUCCCAGUGCUCCUGGGAUUCCGCAUCCUGCUGCUGGCUGCCAGCGGGCCUGGCAUCUUCGGGGAUGACCAGAGUGAGUUCGUGUGUCAAACCCAACAGGCAGGGUGCAAAGCUGCCUGUUAUGAUGCCUUCCACCCACUCUCCCCACUGCGCUUCUGGGCCUUCCAUGUCAUCCUGGUGGCUGUGCCCAGUGCCAUCUAUCUCGGGUUCAUCCUGUAUCACGUGAUGGGGUACUGGGAAGACCCAGGAAAGAUGCAGGAGCAAGACAGCGUGGUCCACAGCAGCAGGGACAGCAGCAGCCCGAGGGAUGCCUCAGGGUCCCGAAGCCUCAAGCUGCUCUGGGCUUACGUGGCACAGGUCGGGGCUCGCGUGGCCCUCGAGGGAGCAUCCCUGGGGGCGCAUUACCAUCUGUACGGGUUCAAGAUGCCCAUUUCCAUUGCGUGUCGUCGAGAGCCUUGCCUUGGGAGCAUAACCUGCAAUUUGUCCCGCCCUUCUGAGAAGACCAUCUUUCUGAAGACCAUGUUUGGGGUCAGUGGGGUCUGUCUCUUGUUCACGUUUUUGGAGCUAGUGCUUUUGGGUGUAGGGAACUGCUGGAGGACCCAUAAGCACAAAUUUCCCUUUUCUAAGUACUUCUCAGCUUCCAAGAGUUCCACAAGACGCAAGGACCCGACUGGUGACUUGCCAGUGGCGGAAGCAAAAGAGCAACGCAGAGAAGCAGAGUUAUAAAAUCACCUGGCUUGCCUGAGGAAAGUCCUGUGAUGGGAUCUUCUUAAAACCAUCCAGUGAGCGG